AUGCAAAUUGAUACUUCAUCUAAUCAUAUAUUAGAUAAGUGCGAAUCAUUUAAGCAUUUAUCUCCUUAAGCUUAAGAGGCUUUGUUAAGUUUAAAAAAGAUAAAGAACAUUGGAUAUGAAUAGACAAAUGAUUUAAUAAAUAUUAAUGUCACUACUAAUAACCAUGAUAAUCCAUCAAUCAUAUCUGAAUCUAUUGUAGAGAAGAUUAUAAGACAAUCUCCAAAAAAUGAAUUUAUGGGAUCUUAAAAUUUCUCAUUUAUCUAGAAGUAUUCGAUUGAUAUUAAGUUUAACAAAGUUCCAAAUAAUUAUUGGCAUUCAAGAAUUCGGUAGUUCUAGAUGACCCAACACCUGAUUUUUCAGAUGCUCUAUCUAGUGACAGAAAUAAACUAAGUGAAAUUACAUAAAAUCAACAAUUCUUUUAAAAAUAGAUAAAUUUAAUUUAAAAUUAAUAAAUUAAGCAAUCUUAGAAUCAGAUCAAAGAAAAUAAAUGUUUUAUUAGAAAAUUUACACAAGAGAAAGAGAAUAUGCUUAAUCAUAAUUAAAUAAAAAAUUACUAAAUAAACAGAUUAAGUGAUUUAAUAUCAAAAGAAAUAAAGAAAAAUACUUUAACAUCGUCUUCAAAUAAUAUUCGUAAAAAUUCAUAUACAAGUUUAAAUACUCAUUGUUCAUCAUAAACAAAAUACCAAUAAUUAAAUUAAUAAGAUUAUCUCUAUAAGAAAGCAAUAAUAAAACAAGAAAAAUUAAAAACUUUCAUAGAGUAGGGUCAAAUAAUAAAUAAUAUAAAGGAAAUGUAAGAAUGUACGUUCAAUCCAAAGAUCAAUAAAAAACCUAAGAUUAUUAAUUCGAGUACUUUUUUUGAAAGACAAAAUAUAUGGAUGAGAAAGAAAAAUGAUAAAAUAUCUUAAUAAAUCGAAAUCUAAAAAGAGAAAGCAACAAAAGAAGUAAAUAUAAUAAUUUAAUUUAGUGCACAUUCAUUCCUAAUUUAAAAGAUGAUGAUAAUAAUAAAAUUAAUAGUUAGCAUAUCUAUUAUAAAGAUCUGUUAUAGCAAAAUAAAUUGAAUGGAAAAAAACAAAAUUUUCGAAAUUCUAUGAUUGAUCUCAACAAAAAUGAUUUAUAAAAUAACACAUGUAAAUAGUAAAUAUAAAGAUCAAAUUCUACAUAAAUCAUUAAUUAACAAACUGAUUUGAAAUAGCUGCUCGAAAUUCAAUUAAAAGUUGAUGGUAUAAAAAAUGUUCAAUGCAUAACUCCAAAUAAUUAGGCUACAAAAACAACUAUAAUUCCUAAUUCGUAAUGUGGAUAUUUGGAUCUUAAAAAAAGAAAAAAUAGUAUAGAAUAGAUUGAAUAAAAAUAUAAACUGCUUUAUGAUUUAGUAAAUAAUGUAACAAAAUAGAAAAAAUGA
Messenger RNA from Paramecium pentaurelia, 1399 nucleotides. The record is from the annotation of a GenBank genome assembly. NCBI's taxonomy places the organism in Eukaryota, Ciliophora, Oligohymenophorea, Peniculida, Parameciidae.